This is a messenger RNA of Microplitis mediator, 2049 nucleotides long. RefSeq names its product E3 ubiquitin-protein ligase PPP1R11. Gene Ontology annotation, molecular function: protein serine/threonine phosphatase inhibitor activity; protein phosphatase 1 binding. The transcript has 4 exons. Bases 195 to 560 code for a protein of 121 amino acids. Lineage: Eukaryota; Metazoa; Arthropoda; Insecta; Hymenoptera; Braconidae. The record is from RefSeq and is a predicted model, not a curated record. Gene Ontology annotation, cellular component: nucleus.
CCGGCAAAAUGGCGCCGUUCAUUGGUUGAUAGAUAGAGACAGAGUAGAUGAAGAUAGAGAUAGACUAGGAAAAAUAAACGUCAUAAAUCAUAACAAUAUAAUAAAUUAAUUAAAUUAUAAGUUGUGAUUUAAGUUUAGAGGCAGUGGGUGAUAAUAUUGCGUUUAUUUUUUUUUAAUAACGUUUUGAAAACCGUAUGGCAAGGAUGGCAGGACCUUCAAGCUCCCAAUCGCAAACGGAAACUGUUUUGGAAGGAGAUGUCAAUGACAGUGGACAGGACGUGCCGACAAUAAGUUUGUGUUUACGUAAACCGAGAUCAAACAAGAAAGUUCAAUGGACUUCUAGCACUGUAGAUAAUGAAAAUAUGAAUAAGAAAAAAUCAAAAUGCUGUUGUAUUUAUGAAAAACCUAAACAAUUUGGAGAAAGCAGUUCAGACGAAAGUGAUGACGAGUGUGAACAUUGCCAUGGUCGUAAAGAAACUCAUAAAAAAGUAUUGCCAGGAACUUCCGUUUCACCACAUGAUGAAUUACCACAACCAGAACCAAUAGCAGGAUCCACCUGAAAAGUUUGUUGAUACUAAUGAAAAUAAAAAAAAUUUUUAAGUAAAUAAAAUUAAUAAUAAAAAAUUUUAAAUGUAUAAAAAUUGAUUAAUAUUUACGUCUGUCUCGAUAUUUAUCAAUUCAAUUUGUAAACGUUUAAAUUAUUAAGUAUAAUAAUUAUACAGUAAUCAAACUUUUAAUAAUUGAAUCAAUAAUUCAUUUAUUAAAUCAAUUGAUCUAUAUUUAUAGUAAUUAUUAAUAAUACUCCAAGCGUAAUCAUUCAUCUGCCAAUUAUUUUUGAAUAUUACAUAUUUUAUUAGCCAUAUAUUGUUGUUAUAAGUGGCGAUUGUAAUAAUUCAUUUAUAAUUAUUUUUUUAAAAAUAGUAACAGUCAAGUGAACAGUUAAACCUUAAUGAUAUUAAUUAGGGGUAUAAGAAUCGAAUCGAUUUAAAUAUGACUUUUCGAAUCGAAUAAUUAAAAACUUUCCGAAUUAUUUGUAACUUCAAAUUACGUUAUUUGAAUUGCGAAAAUUAUGAUCAGCUUUCAAAAAUUUAAUUUUUAUUUAAUGCAGAUCUUAGUUUUUAAAAUGACCAAAAAUAAUUUUUUCAUAUUCGUAUCUGAACUUUGCCUCUGAAAAAUAUUUUAAUAAUUAAAAAAAAUAUUAUAAUUUUAAGUCUUUAAAAAAAAAUGGAAUAAUUCGAAAACUUAUGAAUUAUUCGAAAGUUCGAUUCGAUACGAAUAAUUCGUAAAUUCGAGGUAUUCGCACAUACCCUGAUAUUAAUAAUAGAUAUUAAUUUAAUAUAACAAUAGAUAUAAUAGUAUAACAACGAUAAUUACUUACAUGUUAAACAAUUCAACCGAUAAAAGUUCAAAGUUGAUUUUAUUUAUAUAUUUACUAUCUAUAAUCAUUCACCCUAAAAAUUAUUUCAUAUUUAUUACAUAAAUGUAUUAUUAAUUGUUACGAUCAAAAAUUGGCAUAUCUAGAGGCUAUUAAAUAUUUAUAACUUUUAUUGAGAUUCAUAUUUUUUAAAUAAAACAUUUAAAUUCGUGCUUACAUAUAUUAUUAUAAAAUUUCUCUUCACAUCGUUGUUACUUAUAAUAAUUAUAUUUAAUUAAACUAAAUUUAUUUAUUGAAUUUAUUUUUUUAAAAUUACACUCGAUAAUUUUUAACACCUCCGAUAAAUAUUUAAGGUAAGAGACUCAGUACCCGGUCAGGGAACUAGUACCCGAUCACUCAUGUAUUUGUAUACAUACAGAUGCUAAUAUUUACUAAAUAUAUCUAUACCAAUACAUGGAGUGAUCAAGUACUAAUUUCUUGAUCAGGUACUAGGUCCCUUUAUACAAAAUAUGAAAUAACAAGAUCACUUAAAAUUUAUAUCAAGUAGCAACGAUGAAACCGAACCUAUGGAUAAAGGCAUUAGUGAUCGAACACGUUUUAAUUUCAUUCAAUUAUUAGUUAUAAAUUAAUAAUACAGUAUUUAUUUAAAUAAAUGGCCCAUUUACUCUCGAACU